UGGGUUUUAAUGCACCUUGGCACAAUAGGUUUUAGGUGAAGGUAGACGAUCAAUCAAACAAUGAAUCUGGACAGAUACGGAUAGAGCAAAAAGAAAGGAGAGUUUGCUGUUUGUCCUGAAAAUAGAAUAAAUGUCUAUGUAAUGAGACAGAGAGAUUAGAGGGAGGAUAGAGAGAGAGAAGACACAGACGGAGAGAGAGCACAACCACUGAAUCAAGGAGAAUAUGUGAAGGCAUCGCAUGAACAAGGGAGAGAGACAGACAGAAGGAGGCAGGGAGAGAAUAAGAGGCAGAAUGAGUGAGACAGAAAGGCAAUAGAGGGUUGGACGGAUGAAAGAGCUGGAGACGAGAAGAUGCUUCAGCUUCAUGAGGACGAUACUGAACAACCUGCUCCAACAGACUGACACAUCAGCAGCUCACUCAUCAGGAUCACAACAGGUCUUAAUGACGCCUGAAGCAAGAAACAUCAACGAGAGAAAGCAAACUGUGAUAGACCUCUAAAACUCCUCCAGCCAUCGAUUAUAUGAUGGUACGAUGGAACAACUUCAACUCUAGAUGAACUAAACUGGAUUCAACAAUAUGCUGUGGAUCAAUUCUCCACUGGGAGAUUGUUCUUGAGGCAAGACCACGUGGAGUGUAACAUCGUAAUACUUUGAUUCACAGACUCAAUUUCUUUUUAAUGAGCUGGAAUGCCUUUCCCCUGCCAAGAAUGAGAAAUUGAAAGAUGCUCAGUGAGCCGUGCCCUUCAACACCUGCACACUCUCAUAGACGAGCACAAGUUUGCUUGGGAUUUGAAGAAGAAUGCUCCUACUUAAAAUUUUGCAGAUGCAACAAUUUCGCCUUCAGAUGUCAAUUUGUCUGCUCAGUACUUCAGUUCUGAAGCUGAAUCCCUUAAAAACCGAAGAUGAGCCUGCUGGGUCGACAUAAGGACCCGACUAUUGGUUUGGCACAAAAAAAUUUUCAAGGACACUUCAAAAACAAUUCUUGGAGAUAUUCCAUUAACAUUUUGAGAAUGUCUGACUUUAAAACACCAUUAAGACAUUGACUGGAAAUCUCAAACUGAGAGGCCCAAUUUGGGUAAACAUAUCAAACACAAUACAAUACAAUAUAAAAUGGCGGAGCUUGCUGGAUACAAUGGCAGCGAGAGCUUCAUGCUCUCAACCGGUCCGCCUUUCAACUCGACCAGUGACUAUGACUAUUAUGAAUCUGAACCUGACGCUAGCAAGAUCAUCAUCCCCUCCAUCUAUGCACUGGUGUGCUGUGUCGGUGUCACAGGGAACGCCAUGGUCAUCUACGUCAUCCUCAAGUACGCCAAGAUGAAGACGGCCACCAACAUCUACAUUCUCAAUCUCGCCAUCGCGGACGAACUCUUCAUGCUGAGCGUCCCGUUCCUGGCGACCUCGGCCGCGGUGCACCACUGGCCGUUCGGCUCGCUCAUGUGUCGUUUGGUUCUCAGCGUGGACGGCAUCAACAUGUUCACGAGCAUCUUCUGCCUGACCGUGUUGAGCGUGGACCGCUACAUCGCCGUGGUACACCCGAUCAAAGCGGCUCGCUACCGUCGCCCGACCGUCGCAAAAGUGGUCAACGUUUGCGUGUGGGUACUUUCGCUGCUUGUGAUUCUGCCCAUCAUUAUAUUUGCAGACACGGUCCCGGCGCAGGACGGUGGAGUGGACUGCAACUUUCUAUGGCCUCAGGCCUUGUGGUCGGAAGCGUUUGUGGUCUACACGUUCCUACUGGGUUUUUUGGUCCCAGUGGCGGCCAUUUGCAUGUGCUACUGCUUGAUUGUGGCGCGCAUGCGAGCCGUGGGCCUCAAAGCGGGCUGGCUGCAGCGCCGGCGCUCUGAAAAGAAGAUCACACGCAUGGUGCUGCUGGUGGUCGCCGUUUUCGUGGUCUGCUGGAUGCCGUUUUACAUUGUGCAGCUGAUCAGUGUGUUUUGCAAGCCGCCGGACCCCAUGGUGACUCAGCUAUUUGUCAUUCUGAGCUACGCCAACAGCGGCGCCAACCCCAUUCUCUACGGAUUCGUGUCGGACAACUUCCGCCGCUCGUUCCAGCGCAUCAUCUGCUUCCGCUGGCUGGAGAACGGGAUGGAUGCCGAGCAGGUGGACUAUUGCGCCGUCGCCCUACGGCGUCAGACCACAUGUGGCCCAAGGGACUUUCCAAAGGAGUGCUUAGCCUCCGACAUGGUGUUUCGCAAUGGAACCUGCACGUCCCGUACAACAACUCUGUGAGAGGCUAUUCAGUCAGAGUGUUGGAGUUUAAAGGGAUUGUUCACCACACUUACUUUCAUGUCGAUACAAACCUGUAUGACUUUCUUUCUUUUGUGGAACAGAAAGGAAGGUGCUUUAUUAGGUUACAAUUGACUUCCAUUGAUUGGACAAAAAACAAAGUAAGUAAUGUUUAAAACGAUAUGAGGGUGAGAAUGACAGAAUUUUUAAUUUUCGGGUGAACUAUACCUUCAUUACUUCACUAAUUACACUGGGUGAGAGCUCAUACCCUCACCCUCAAUUCAUGUGACUUUCUUUUUUCAGUCGAACACAAUCAGAGUCAUUUUAAAUAAUAGCCUUGCUCUUGCCAGCUUUGGAAUGGAAUUGAAUAAACCACAUCCAUCCAUCAUAAACAUAAUCCAUACGACUCCUGUGGAUUAAUAAAUGCCUUGCGAAGUGCAGCAAUGGGUUUUUGUAAGAAUAGUGCCCAAAUUUAAAACUUUAUAAACUAUAAUCCCUAGCUUCCAGCAGUGGCUGUACGGGUGUUAAUGAGAGAGUUGAGUUCUGGUAGAAGUGUGACCUCUGACCCGACGUAUAAUCAGUGUUGGGUAAGUUACUCUAAAAAAAGUAAUUAAUUACUAUACUA
This is a messenger RNA of Pimephales promelas (fathead minnow), 2848 nucleotides long. It is a transcript of the gene sstr1b, whose product is annotated as somatostatin receptor 1b. Lineage: Eukaryota; Metazoa; Chordata; Actinopteri; Cypriniformes; Leuciscidae. Gene Ontology annotation, molecular function: somatostatin receptor activity; neuropeptide binding. The record is from RefSeq and is a predicted model, not a curated record. Gene Ontology annotation, cellular component: plasma membrane; neuron projection. Gene Ontology annotation, biological process: neuropeptide signaling pathway; cellular response to glucocorticoid stimulus.